Nerophis lumbriciformis (worm pipefish) is the source of this 920-nucleotide messenger RNA. Its product is annotated as large ribosomal subunit protein bL12m-like. NCBI's taxonomy places the organism in Eukaryota, Metazoa, Chordata, Actinopteri, Syngnathiformes, Syngnathidae. Gene Ontology annotation, molecular function: mRNA binding; structural constituent of ribosome. Gene Ontology annotation, biological process: translation. The record is from RefSeq and is a predicted model, not a curated record. Gene Ontology annotation, cellular component: ribosome; mitochondrial large ribosomal subunit.
GGGUAGGUCAGCUUCACUAAGGACGCCAUGUGUCUUCUCUGAAGCGGAGUCUCUUGACAGAACACAACUCAGAACUCUGCUUCUUGUCGCUGACUUUGGCUUCUCGUCUCACACUUUAGGACUCAAGCCAGCAUGUUCUGCAUCCGAAGAGCGCUGCGGGCCGCGGCUCACAUCCACCGGACACUUCUUCACCAACACACGUGUGCGCUUCCACUCCUCAAAACCAACAGCACCCUCGCCGCGCCUUCCUUCGACGGCUCUCCCAAAGACUACUCCCCCAAAAUCCAGCAGCUGGUAAACGACAUUGCCAACCUCACCUUGUUAGAAGUUUCGGACCUGAAUGAGCUUCUCAAGAAAACAUUGAAUAUUAAGGAUGUGGGGAUGAUGCCAAUGGGAGCAAUGGCUGCUCCUGGAGCUCAGGCCGUAGAAGAGGAAGAAGCACCCGUCAAGAAGGAGCAGACUCACUUCACUGUCAAGCUCACUGAACUCAACACCGCUGAAAAAGUCAAGCUCAUAAAGGAGGUGAAGAACUGCAUCCAAGGCUUGAAUCUGGUGCAGGCCAAGAAACUAGUGGAGUCUCUUCCCCAGGAGAUCCGUGCCAAUGUUCCUAAAGACGAGGCAGAGAAGCUGAAGGCAGCGUUGCAGGCAGCAGGUGGCACUGUGGUCUUGGAGUAGAUGCCCUCACGUUAGUCACGCACCUGCUCCAAUUUUUUUGUAUUUUACGUGACAAGGAAGACUAAAUCAAGGCGGUCUUUCCACACCCGUCGCCGGGGGCGGAACAAGGGAGACUGAACUUUUGACCAAUAACCUCCAAGCCGCCCCCCGUCGAGUCUGAAGUCAUGUUGGAAAAGCAGCUUUGAUUGAGGGAAUGGCAGAGCUGUUGUUUGUUGGAAAUGUCAAUUAAAAAAGAUGAGAUAUCA